Messenger RNA from Lytechinus variegatus (green sea urchin), 3134 nucleotides. RefSeq names its product alpha-L-iduronidase-like. Gene Ontology annotation, molecular function: L-iduronidase activity; protein binding. The record is from RefSeq and is a predicted model, not a curated record. The coding region runs from base 35 to 1990 and encodes 651 amino acids. NCBI's taxonomy places the organism in Eukaryota, Metazoa, Echinodermata, Echinoidea, Temnopleuroida, Toxopneustidae. The transcript has 14 exons. Gene Ontology annotation, biological process: carbohydrate metabolic process.
CUGCCCUCUAACGUUAAUGGUUAUAUGAGCUAAGAUGGAUCGUCUGCUGUGUUUAUGUUCUCUCAUUAUCACUUUUCGGUGUCAUCUUUCUUCAUCAGAACACUUCUCUGUUAGAGUUUCAUGUGAGACGAAAGUUGCAGUGCUUAAUCACUUUUGGAAGAGUACGGGACUUUGUCCACCGGCUCCACAUCAAGAGGACUACAAGUAUUUUUUGAGCGAGGAUGAGAAGCAGAAUCUGGCUCUGAUUGGGUCUGUUCCAAGAAAUGGCAUCAAACAAGUCCGUAUACAUUGGCUACUGGAUCUUGUGAAAAUCAGCUCAAUUGAAGGUUCCGCCAUCACCUACAACUUCACCCUCUUGGAUGGACUGGUGGAGCAGUUACAUUCCAACGGUCUUCAGCCUGGAUUUGAACUGAUGGGCAACCCAUCGGGCUGGUACAAUGACUUUGAGAACAAGACCCAGGUCUUUGCUUGGCGGGACCUGGUCCAGAUCUUAGCCAAGAGAUUCAUUGAUCGUUAUAGCCUUGCUCAUGUCAGUGAAUGGAACUUUGAAUCUUGGAAUGAACCAGACCAUGGAGAUUUUGAUAACCUCAAUUUUACAGUUCAAGGUUUUCUAAAUUACUACGAUGCAUGCUCAGAAGGCCUGAAGGCUGCCCAUCCUAGCCUGAAACUAGGUGGCCCUGCUGACAGCUGUAGGGAACCAAUGCACGCUACCAAGAAGAGCUGGGCCCUACUAGAUCACUGUGCAAAUGGUAUAAACUAUUUCACAAAGGAGAAGGGCAUUAGACUUGACUAUAUAUCCCUCCAUCUCAAGGGUGGAGGUGCAUCGAUGUCAAUACUUGACCAAGAGCUUGCCAAAAUGACAGAGAUUCAGUUAAAAUUUCCUUCUUUUGUUACAACACCAUUUUACAAUGAUGAAGCUGAUCCUUUGGUUGGUUGGAGUAAGCCAGAAUGGUGGAGAUCAGAUGCUACCUAUGCUGCAAUAGUUGCCAAGAUAAUUCUUCAGCACCAGAAUGAGAUGAUCAGAAAGCACACCAACAUUAGGUACACCCUCCUCAGCAAUGACAAUGGAUUCCUCAACUUUCAUCCGUACUACUUUGACCAGCGAACCCUUGUCACACGCUUUCAGAUGAACGAGACAAAGCCCCCUAGUGUUCAGACCAUCAAGAAACCGGUGCUAAGCAUCAUGGGAUUGCUCUCCCUUCUCGGAGAGCAGCAGGUGGAGGUCAAUGACUUCUCGUAUCAGGUCAAAGAUACUGGUGGAGAUAUUGGUGUCCUUGCUACAGUCCACUCUCCAACCCAUUCAGGAGGAUGUGAUAGCUGGCAGGCUGGUAUCCUCAUACACAACAGUGCAGACACAGAUAACGUGACUGGUACAGAUAACUUCCAGCUUGAAGUUACUGGUGUCAACCCAAGUCUUACAACUAAUAUGGCAGAUCUAGCGGUUGAACUAGUUUAUGUUGAAUACCUCCUGGAUAACACUCAUGGAAACCCUGCAGCCUUCUGGAGAAAGUAUGGAUCACCAGUCUAUCCUACUAGAAAACAGUUCAAAGAGAUGAGAGAAAAUCAGGAGCCUGUACGUAUUGCCGGACCUGAGACCUUCACACUCCCAGAGAUGACAUUCAAUAUAUCACUCAAUAAACCAGGAGUUAGCCUCAUUCAUGUUUGUGCAAAAUCUUCAUUAGCUCCUGAUAAGGUUACUGGCCUUCGGCUUCACCGGUACACAACAUCAGAUGUCCUGGUGAUUUGGAAUGAUUCUAAUAUCACAACUCGAUGUAUACUCACAUAUGAAGUGGAGCAUUCUUCCACGGGGAAUGAGGGACCAUAUCAAAGAAUCAACUCUGUCGAUCUCAUUUUUACUUUGUUUGUCUAUUCACCUGAUGAAGAUAGCAAUGGUGUUUUAAGUGGUGUAAGUGGCUGGUAUCGUGUUAGAGCAGUAGAUUACUGGAACAGAGCAGGACCCUAUUCAGAUCCAGUGCAAAUCACAACCUAAACAUGUUCUACCUGGAGUUGAUUACUGUAAUUCGUUCAAAUUUUAUUGAUUUUUCCUUUGUAAAAUAGUAUGAAAUAUUUUACUGACUAAUGAGAGAGAAAGAUAAGUUAACUACAUGUUUAACAAAUAAAAUAAUUUACUGAGAUUUUAUUCUGAUUGCUAUUUGUAAACAAAAUCAAAGUUUCAAAGCUUGGAUGUUAUACCUUGGAUGUAGGCAUUUGAAUUUAAGAGUACUGGCUGCUAUGUGCCUCUUGAUGACUUCUCAUGAAUUCCAAACACUUAACGGCACUGUACAGCAUUUGAACAUGGACAGGCAAAACUUCCAUUAGGGUCAACUUUCUCUUUUCUUGAGUUCCAAUAUUUCAACAAAUUGGAUUUGAAGCUGUUUACAGAUGGGCUCUUAACUACGUUUCAAUGUUAAUAAAUUGCAUAUGAUGAAAUUUAUUAUCAUUGAUAUACUUUAAAAUGAAUUAUGUAGAUUAGUCGUGUAAAUUUAUGUCAUCAGUUUGGAAAGCAAUUUUAUAUUUUCAUGUCUUGUCCUAAGGAGAUGCUCUAAUGAAAGUUUUGCACAUUUAUCUAUUUUAAAUGUAUUCAUAAUUAUCUCAACAACAAAAAAUGUUGUACAGCUUAGAUGUAGGCAUUGAAGAGAUGCUAAGUCAGUACUCUAAGCUUAAAAAUAGUGACCCAUUUCAUGAGAACAUGUGAUUAUGAAAACUUAGCCAUUAUAGUUAAUUAUUACCAUGGAAACCUUGCUCUUGAUUGGCUGCCAUGCCCAUUUUCCAUGCUGUAAUUUUAUGACCUAUUUGAAAAAAGGCCCAAAUGUAGGAAAAGGUCUUUUCAAAUUUCAGCUCGGAUUCAUUCUCUUGAUUGAGAUGAUUUAAAGAUAAGAGUUUUGAUGUACAUGUACUCUACCUCUUAAAAUUCAAGUUUCAUUGUGCAAAUGACUAUUUGAACUUGAUUUGUAUUUGUUAUGUAUGCAUGUAUGUAGUAAAGAGGAAUUUUCCUUACCUUAUAUCCCCUUCAUUAUCAAUUUAUAUUGAUUAUAAUUCAUAAUUUAUUUUUUUUCAUGGGAUGCUGUGUAGAGUGUCCCAUGAUACAGGUGCUUCAGCCUCCCCCUCCCUUUUUUUUUAAAAAUAGAAAAAAU